Messenger RNA from Coregonus sp. 'balchen', 5446 nucleotides. The record is from the annotation of a GenBank genome assembly. Lineage: Eukaryota; Metazoa; Chordata; Actinopteri; Salmoniformes; Salmonidae.
GCAACCCGGAAGUACUUCUGUUACACAUGGGUUUCCGUUUGCAGUUGUUUGAAGAAGCAUGAGAGUGCAGUGAACAAGCCAUGAACUGACUGAGCUUUUAAACAGCAAAACACCGGUAGGUUUCACCAAACAACCUUUUAUUAAAAGGAAUGCUGAUAGAUGUUGCCAGAUGCUUGAUAGUUGAUGUUGCCAGAUGUUUUGACACAAGAGUAUCUUCAGCCAAGUAGGUAGCUAGCCAUAAUAGCAGAUAUUUGAAAUGUGCUUGCUGAGAAAAGAUUUCAGUCAAGCUGUGAGAAUAGAGUUAAUGUGUUUCUAGUGAUUUGGCCUACAGUAACCCCGUGGUGAAUUGCGCUAUUUGUGUAUGUUGUUUCUAUCCAGGUACAUUCCUGCUUCUUGUAGUCACUGGGAACAUCGAAGUGCAUUAUUUAUCUGGCAGCCUACAGUACCAUGUCCUCACAAAACAGUAGUGAGGGGCAGCAGUGCCCCCUGGCGGUGGGUGUGGAAACAAGCAGCCAGUCUGCCGGGGAUGGGGAGACAGCCUGUGAGGUCAUCACUGUCACCAUAGGAGCAACAGUCCCCACAGGGUUUGAAAACACUGCUGCAGAGGAAGUCCAGGAGAAAAUUGGGGCUGAUGUAACAAUAAGCAAGGACCGCGGUCGAAUAUACUUCCAAAUAACCACAGAUAAGCUCUCACAGGUAAGAUGCCAUUGGCUUUGCCGACAGAUGGGUUUCACACACUCCACUGUAAAAUAUCCCAUGUCAUGGUUGAUUCACAGGUCAUUGGGAUAUGAUGGCAUUCCCAGUAAGUCUCUCUGUCAGAUUUGACAUGAAAACUUAAGCCACUUAACUGAGAUUCACAAUAGCUUUGAAAACAUCUGCCAAACCAUUAUGUUACCAUAGGAGAAUAUAAUAGGUGUAGAUGUAACAUAACCAUUUCCUACUUGGGUUCCCAAGAAAAGGGCUUUGCCACCCAAAACAAUAUCAUUGUGAUUUUAAUUAUUCAUGGUUAAUAUAGAGUACCACAGUAUGAGUCAUAAUACCCAUAAAACCUAGCGGUCAAACAAGGAAAUGGUUCCCAUAGUUUUUCCACCAUUCAUUUUUCCCCAUAGGGGACUUUAGAAACACUUAAAAUAAGGGCUGUGUUUUGUGUAGGCUUACCCUGGUGUGACGUGUUGAUAACCGUGUAAAUCUCUCUAGGACAAGGUGACUUUUGUCAAAGCAACAAAGUCAUUUCUGAAGAUGAUUAUUUAUUUCACGAGAUUAAUAAAUAUGUUUUAAGGUCAACCCUUUUACGUGAACUGAACUAUUCCCUUUUUAAAUUACUUUUUCAAAAGAAACAUGCAGGUGAGCUGCUUCUGCUGGUUAUGUUCUUUUUGGCCAUUUUGUGGUGGAAAACUGAGUGGUUCGAGCAUAACUCGUCAACCCUGUUACCCAUAGAUAGAUAGGCUAGAAACAAAAAAAAAUGUGAAGCUUGCAUUCAAUUGCCCCUCCCUGGUGCACAGGGGGAGUUAUGAUUUAUGAUAACUUCAACCCUGUUAUGGCAACUCUGUUACUUUAAUUGGCACUAAAUGUAAUUUCUUAAUUUAACCUCUUGAGAUAGGAAAACAUGUUUUAUAUUAAGUUGAACAUGUGCACUUUAUGACAGAAUGUUAAAAUUAGGUGAAAUAAUUAGUUUUCUUUUACCAAAUUACACUGCCCAAAAAGCACUCUAUCGAUGGAAUGACCCAGCCUACAUUUACUAUUACUGUAACUGCAGAAUUAGUCAAUAUCCUUUCAUCUUUUUUGGGGGGCUACUUUAAUAUGACUAUCACAAGAGUUUUGUGAUUGUGAUGAAAUACAGAUUUUAUUUAAGCCUAUUUUAAAUGCUUGGUAAAAAGCCUCUUAUUCUUUAAUGUGGGCAUCAAACCUUUGAUGAAUUUUGCACACAUUCACAAUAGUUUGUUCACCUGGCUGUGACAGUACCAUUGAGUAAAUUCAAAUAUAGCCUAGCUUUUUUUACCUGUGCCUCUUUCUAGGUCCAUCAUCUGAGGUCUGUAGACAACCUGUUUGUUGUGGUUGAAGAGUAUGACAACUAUCAGUUUAAAGACUCAAAGGUAUGUCUCUUUUCAUUACAGCACAGCCAACCUGAAUUCAUACAGCCCUACACGUUCAUUCCAAUUAUAACAUUCACGUUGGUAAUAAAAGACAGGUCCCCUACACUUUAUACCAUGCUUCUCCCUCUUAGGGUAUUUGAUAAAAACACUACCCAUUCUGUCCAACAGGAGGGGACAUUGGAGGACUUGCAGAAGCUGGCCUCCAAGCUGCCAUGGACCAACGCACUGAAGGUCUGGAAACUGAACACCUCUCUGAAGAAGAAGAGGGGACCCCAUAGACGGCCCCAAGGUCCCAAGGGGAAGGGAAGGAGAGGCAGAGAUUUCAGAGAUAGAGGCAAAGCCAACAAAGAUGUUGUGGAGACAGACACCGUGGAGACUGUCACUGCAGAAACAGAUAAGCUGCUGCUGGAGCCUCAGGCACCUACUGCAGGCCAGGGGGGUGGGGUGGGGGAGGCCGGGUCACCUGACCUGGAGAACAGCCCCCUGGGUGAGCAGCAGGAGGUGGAGGGGCAGGAGCCCGGGCCAAAGUUGCUGAAGUUCCGUGUGACGUGCAGCCGAGCAGGAGACAAACACAGCUUCUCCUCCAACGAGGCCGCCAGGGACUUUGGUGGCGCCGUGCAAGACUUCUUCCAGUGGAAAGCAGACAUGACCAAGUUUGAUAUCGAGGUAAAAAUAUCAUAACAUUGCAUCCUGUUCCAACAGGACUGGUACCCACUGAAUUCCUAUGCCCGCCCUAGACAGGCUUGUCAAGAUAAGCCUGCGAGACACAACUAAAUUGAUUAUGUUACAAAGAGGGAAGGAAUAACAGUUCUGAGACUAAAUAUUUUCCCUCUAAAUAAAUAGGUGGGGUCACAUAAUGUGAUGUGAAAUUAAACAAGUGUGUUUCCAUUAUGAUUACACCAUGUGUGUGUUGCCAGGUCCUGCUGAACAUACAUAACGUUGAGGUGGUGAUUGGCAUUGCCCUGACAGAGGAGAGUCUCCACAGGAGAAACAUUACUCACUUUGGACCCACCACGCUGCGCUCCACCCUGUGCUAUGGCAUGCUCAGGUCUCCUACUCUCCCUCCAUUCACACUCAGUACAGUCAAGCUAAACGGAAAGCUCUCUGUACCUCAUGCCUGCACUUUGAUAAUGCAUGGGUGUAAUACGGAUUGUGAUAAAAUAACCCCAUUCUGUGAUUUCUUGAUGCAACCUAUUUUGAUUUACACAUGACACAACACAUACAGUAGCGUAGUGCUUCAUGUAAAGUAUGUUGCCUCUAACUGAUUAAAAUUUGUGAAAAUCAAUAUUUGGCACACUGAUAACUGAUAUUUGUGUGUCUCUUUCAUUGGACAGACUCUCUAAGCCUCAGGCGUCUGAUGUUAUACUUGAUCCCAUGUGUGGAACUGGAGCAAUACCUUUAGAGGUAAGAAGGAGAAUCACAAUAUACUGUUAUUAAAAAGAGAAAAUAUGACUACGGUAACUGACUAUGCCUUCCAUGGUGGCAGGUAGCUUAGUGGUUAAGAGCGUUGGGCCAGUAAUCGAAAGGUUGCUGGUUCGAAUCCCUGAGCCGACUAGGUGAAAAAUCUGUCUAUGUGCCCUUGAGCAAGGCACUUAACCCUAAUUGCUCCUGUAAGUCGCUCUGGAUAAGAGCUUCUGCUAAAUGACUAAAAUGUAAAAUCUAAUGAAGUAGUAAUCAGAUGGUAUAGCCUACUGAGUAGUUGAUUGUCUCUAUCAGGGAGCCAUUGAAUGGCAGCAGGCGUUCUACCUGGCCGGAGACAACAAUGACAUGGCAGUGAGCCGCACAGUCAAUAACAUCUGUCACAUCCAGAAGAAGAGACUAGACAAGGGCAGGUGAGACACAACAAAUCAAACCAUACAUAAGUGACUUUAUGAGAAUUAGAAGACAUCGUUUCAAUUUUGGAUCGUGCAAGACAAAGUGAUGAGACCCAUUUGAUCGUUAGUUGUGUUUACUCUAUAUACUCCCCAACCCUGCAGUGCGCCAGGGCUGCCCAUGGACACAGUGCAGUGGGACCUGUGCCAUCUACCCAUGAGAACCAGCUCAGUGGACAUCAUCAUCACUGACAUGCCCUUUGGGAAGAGGUAGGUACCACAGUACAGUUUCUAUUAGGACCAACACUCAAAAUUGACUAAACCGCCCAGAUAUGGCUCAUUUCUGUAUGGAAUGUAUUGGUAUUGUUUACGUGGCUGAGGUGUACAUUGUGUGGUUUUCUUAUAGAAUGGGCUCCAGGAAGAAGAACUGGGACCUGUACCCGCCCUGUCUGAGAGAGAUGGCCCGGGUGUCCAGACCAGGCUCAGGGAAGGCUGUCAUCCUGACCCAGGAUAAGAAAUGCUUUCAAAAGGUAAUGUACCACACAUACAGUAAGACUGUGUAAUCCGUGGUGGAUGGAGUGGGGUGUACAGACGUGUCCUAACCUGUCUGUACCUGAAGGCUAGGUCAUCAACGGGAAAUUCCAGGAUAACCAGAGAAUGAGUAGUUGAGGAUGUUGUGGUGUCUUAUUAAAUGUAAUUAAUCCACACCAAUAUUAUCUGUGUGAACAAAUCUCUAUUGUUAGUGUAUAGUAUGGACUGAAUCUACUCUGUUUCUAGUAUAGGUGGUCCCUUGGCCAGAUGGCAUUUCUCCAAGCAAUACUGUGGUGUGUCAACAUUAAUGAGUUGUGCCAUGAGUGUCUUGUGACCGGAUAUUUGUUCCCUCAGGCCAUAUCGAGGAUGGGAGGACUCUGGCGGAAGCACCACACGGUCUGGGUCAACGUAGGGGGCCUACACGCAGGGGUGUUCCUCCUCAAGCGCACAGCAGGGAUCUUUGGCCAAACCCCAGAAGAUGUCCGGGAACCACUAGAAGAGCAACCAGGGAAGGAAAAACCAGCAGAAGGAAAGGAGGAUAAGUGACAGAGUUAAGCCCGACCUAUACAGAAGUAUACUUUAGAAAUGGCAUAGAAAUAACUUUUUGCCAUUAUAUAUUUGAUUAACCUAUUUUGCUGGGUUUUUUGUUGAAGGUCCAAAAGUGAGUAUGUCUCAUAGGAAAACCUUUCCUAAGUUUUACUGUAUUGUUAUUGACAGACGAGGUUUGGGUUAAGUGAAAGAAAAGUUGUCUGCCUGCUUAUUACAACCAGUUUCCUAUUCAUGUUAAACUCCAGCUUUAUAAAAAGUUGUCUUGCUACGCCUGAGUGCCAGUUAUAUAAAUACAAGUCAUUAAUCAUCCAUGGUUCUUUUAGCUACGGUAGGUAAGCAAAACUUGAUUUAUACCCCCAUUGUGUUGUUGAGGGAAUCAGUUCAAAUGACCACACCUCUCCACCUCUCCGUUCUGUACGAUGACUCUUUAUGGUAAAUAAAACUUGUUUCCAAACAUGCGUU